Messenger RNA from Baudoinia panamericana UAMH 10762, 621 nucleotides. RefSeq lists its product as uncharacterized. The transcript is spliced from 2 exons. The record is from RefSeq and is a predicted model, not a curated record. Bases 151 to 342 code for a protein of 63 amino acids. NCBI's taxonomy places the organism in Eukaryota, Fungi, Ascomycota, Dothideomycetes, Mycosphaerellales, Teratosphaeriaceae.
GUCCAAUCUCGCCGCGUUUGCUCUGACAGUACUGACAUGGUGGCUUGAACUGCUGCAGGUCGAACAUGGGGAAGAGCAUUUGACAUAGUCCAUUCUGUCUCGGCUUUGAGUUGAACAAUGACUUAGAGGCCACCGUCUAGACUGCGGAACAUGGGGGUAUUCGGAAUGCACGCGACGCUUACAAUGCCGAAGAACGGAACCGUCGGCCCCCUUCGGCAGCGCAGCCCCACAUUGCUCCGCUCCCGCGGCUCGUCAUGCCGGAUCCUUACGACGGGAUGUGUUAGUGUAGGAUCCCAGAAUCCUGCAGCCCUCAAUCGCGCUAAAAGGUCCGCUCACCUCUGAAGUAGGGUCGGCAACUCCCGCAAAGUGGUCGUACCUGCGGAAACCAGCCAUUCGCCGAACUUUUACCGCCAAAGCUGUCACAGAGAGACGUCCUCUGUUGCAUACCAUCUGCAUGAACCGCUGUCCGCGCGAACUCCUCGUCAGCAUCUUCCGAUGCCAUAAGACUUCAAUUUCGGGUGUUCGACACCAUCUUAAGUGCUCCUCUGCCGUCUCGGUUGUCCUCGACCGGUGUGACUAUGGCAGGCUUGUUCGGCGGAACUGCAAGCACUCCUCGUGCUC